AUGGGGUUGAUUUCCCUCGUCGCGAUCACUGGCUGGAAUAUUGCCCCCGCCCUAAAGUGUGUUCGCGGAAUGGAUAUCUUAUUCCUUGCUGUCUUGCUUUCUUCUCUACUACUGGUAAGUGUGGGAAGUGUUUCGACGGUAUGGAGUCGCGAAUUCAACGGUCCCCGCGUGAAAGCGGUGAAGGUGGCCUACUGGCAUACGGAUGUGCUUCUGCAAAAUGGUUCUCGUGUGUACUACGACCAAUCCAAAUACAACUGCCCUUCCUAUGAAGAAAGCAUGCAGGCUGACAUCACAUUCUUGUUCACCGGCAGUACAGCUCUCUUUGCGGCCUCCCUAUUGGCUGUUUUCGCAGUCCUAGCACCCAAGGUGCGUGUUGUAUCCUGCAUUCUUGCAGGUAUUGCUUCAGUUUGUCUUUGCAUCUCAUGGGGAUUUUCCAUCAGCGCACUUCACACAACGUUCUGCAAAGACGCAGGCGAAGGAAAACGGAUUGAGGACUACUCUGGAAUACCCUUUGAAAGCGGCGGUGGUUACACGAAAUUCGACGGGUAUCUUCUCCAGGAGGGUGUAGUGUUUGUAAUUAUAGCUUCAGUUCUGACGCUCAACAGUGUUGUCCUUAAUUUAUUGUUCCCUUAA
Messenger RNA from Phytomonas sp. EM1, 633 nucleotides. The record is from the annotation of a GenBank genome assembly. NCBI's taxonomy places the organism in Eukaryota, Euglenozoa, Kinetoplastea, Trypanosomatida, Trypanosomatidae.